Molecule: messenger RNA, 939 nt
Organism: Penicillium malachiteum
Lineage: Eukaryota; Fungi; Ascomycota; Eurotiomycetes; Eurotiales; Aspergillaceae
Product: NmrA-like family protein
Exons: 2
Coding region: 1-939 (312 amino acids)
Source: RefSeq, a predicted model, not a curated record
AUGACCAAAGUUAUCCUUGUUACCGGCGCCACUGGCAAACAAGGUGGCAGUGUGGUCGACAAGCUGCUUGAAAGAGAUGCAGAUGUGGAGAUCCUAGCUGUGACUCGCGAUGCCAGCUCCAACGGAGCUCAGAAACUCAAGAGCAAGUCUUCAAAGAUCAAACUUGUCCAAUGUAGCCUGGAUGAGCCUGAAGCAAUCUUUGCCAGCGCCAAACAAGUUACUUCGCAGCCUAUUUGGGGUGUAUUCAGUGUCCAGGUGCCAGUACUUACCGCAUCAGUCCAAGAAGCUGAAGAGCGACAAGGAAAGAUCCUAGUGGACGCGGCUUUAAAGAACGACGUCAAGUUCUUCGUCUACUCAUCUGUGGAUCGCGGCGGUGAUGCAUCCUAUGAAACCACCACAGACGUUCCUCAUUUCAUCAGCAAGCACAAUAUCGAGCAUCAUCUAGUCGAGAAGACCAGAGGUACUGAUAUGAUCUGGACAAUCCUGCGCCCCGUAGCAUUUCUCGACGCCUUCAGCCCAGAUUUUACUGGGAAGUUCUUUACCACAACAUGGAAGACAGUUGUACGACACAAGAAAUUCCAAACCAUCUGUUUAAGCGAUAUUGGGUUCUUUGCGACGGAAGCAUUCCUAAACCCAGAUGAAUGGAAGAAUAAGUUCCUCUCAUUGGCUGGAGAUUCGCUCACAUUCGAGGAAAUGUCGAAGAUUUUCUAUGCGAAGAUCGGUCGCAGUGUUCCCACUACUUUUGGCUUUAUUUGUACAUUUGCUUUGUGGUGGUUGCCAGAUUUUGGGAAGAUGUUUCACUGGUUUUAUAAUAGUGGAUUUGGGCCUGAUAUUCCUGCUUUGCGGAGGAUGCAACCUGGAUUGAAGAACUUCGAGACUUGGUUGGAGACUGAAAGUGCAUUUGUUACUAAAUACUGGGUUCAAGUUGAUAUGGAGUAA